AGAGCAAGCUGCCCUCGCGGCCGGUGUGGGGAGGAUGUCCCAGCCCACCGCCCCCGACGAGGGAGCCACGUUCGAGCACCUCUGGAGAUCUCUGGAGCCCGACAGCACCUACUUUGACCUCCCCCAGUCGAGCCAGGGGACUAGUGAGAUAGUGGGCGGCGCAGAGGCCAGCAUGGAUGUCUUCCACCUGCAGGGCAUGACCACGUCUGUCAUGUCCCAGUUCAAUUUGCUGAGCAGCACGAUGGACCAGAUGAGCAGCCGCGCGGCCUCAACCAGCCCCUACACCCCGGAGCACGCCGCCAGUGUGCCCACCCACUCGCCCUACGCGCAGCCCAGCUCCACCUUCGACACCAUGUCGCCUGCGCCGGUCAUCCCCUCCAACACCGAUUACCCUGGCCCCCACCACUUCGACGUCACCUUCCAGCAGUCGAGCACGGCCAAGUCGGCCACCUGGACGUACUCGCCGCUGUUGAAGAAGCUCUACUGCCAAAUCGCCAAGACAUGCCCCAUCCAGAUCAAGGUGUCCACCCCGCCGCCCCCGGGCACUGCCAUCCGUGCCAUGCCCGUCUACAAGAAGGCAGAGCACGUGACCGAGGUCGUGAAGCGCUGCCCCAACCAUGAGCUUGGGCGGGACUUCAACGAAGGACAGUCUGCCCCGGCCAGCCACCUCAUCCGCGUGGAGGGCAACAACCUCUCGCAGUAUGUGGACGACCCCGUCACCGGCCGGCAGAGCGUCAUGGUACCCUACGAGCCCCCACAGGUGGGGACGGAAUUCACCACCAUCCUGUACAACUUCAUGUGCAACAGCAGCUGCGUCGGGGGCAUGAACCGGCGGCCCAUCCUCAUCAUCAUCACCCUGGAGACCCGGGAUGGACAGGUGCUGGGCCGCCGGUCCUUCGAGGGCCGCAUCUGUGCCUGUCCUGGCCGAGACCGCAAAGCUGAUGAGGACCACUAUCGCGAGCAGCAGGCCCUGAACGAGAGCGCCGCCAAGAACGGGGCUGCCAGCAAGCGGGCCUUCAAGCAGAGCCCCCCUGCCAUCCCUGCCCUGGGCACCAACGUGAAGAAGAGGCGGCAUGGGGACGAGGACAUGUACUACAUGCACGUGCGGGGCCGGGAGAACUUUGAGAUCCUGAUGAAGGUCAAGGAGAGUCUGGAGCUGAUGGAGCUGGUGCCGCAGCACCUGGUCGACUCCUAUCGGCAGCAGCAGCAGCAGCUCCUGCAGAGGCCGAGCCACCUGCAGCCCCCGUCCUACGGGCCUGUCCUCUCGCCCAUGAGCAAGGUACAUGGUGGCGUCAGCAAGCUGCCCUCAGUCAACCAGCUGGUGGGCCAGCCUCCCCCGCACAGCUCAGCAGCCGGGCCCAACCUGGGGCCCAUGGGCCCUGGGAUCCUCAACAACCACGGCCACGCCCUGCCGGCCAAUGGUGAGAUGAAUGGCAGCCACAGCUCCCAGUCCAUGGUCUCGGGGUCCCAUUGCACCCCACCACCCCCCUACCACGCCGACCCCAGCCUGGUCAGUUUUUUAACAGGAUUGGGGUGUCCAAACUGCAUCGAGUAUUUCACCUCCCAAGGGUUACAGAACAUUUACCACCUGCAGAACCUAACGAUAGAGGACCUCGGGGCCCUGAAGAUCCCGGACCAGUACCGGAUGACCAUCUGGAGAGGCCUGCAGGACCUGAGGCAGGGCCACGACUGCGGGGCGCAGCAGCUGAUCCGCUCCAGCAGCAACGCCUCCACCAUCUCCAUCGGCAGCUCCGGGGAGCUGCAGAGGCAGCGGGUCAUGGAGGCCGUGCACUUCCGCGUGCGCCACACCAUCACCAUCCCCAACCGCGGUGGCCCAGGUGGGGGCUCAGGACCCGACGAGUGGGCGGACUUUGGCUUCGACCUCCCGGACUGCAAGUCCCGAAAACAGUCCAUCAAAGAGGAGUUCACGGAGAGUGAGAUCAACUGAGGGAGGCGGGGAGGGCGCAGCCUGGGGGGUCCCUGCCUGCUGGCUUCCGGAGGAGCCCACUAGA
This is a messenger RNA of Ceratotherium simum simum (southern white rhinoceros), 2012 nucleotides long. It is a transcript of the gene TP73, whose product is annotated as tumor protein p73. Lineage: Eukaryota; Metazoa; Chordata; Mammalia; Perissodactyla; Rhinocerotidae. Gene Ontology annotation, molecular function: protein binding; DNA-binding transcription factor activity, RNA polymerase II-specific; RNA polymerase II cis-regulatory region sequence-specific DNA binding. Gene Ontology annotation, cellular component: nucleus. Gene Ontology annotation, biological process: protein tetramerization; apoptotic process; regulation of transcription by RNA polymerase II. The record is from RefSeq and is a predicted model, not a curated record.